This is a messenger RNA of Astyanax mexicanus (Mexican tetra), 2187 nucleotides long. Its product is annotated as myelin-oligodendrocyte glycoprotein-like. NCBI's taxonomy places the organism in Eukaryota, Metazoa, Chordata, Actinopteri, Characiformes, Acestrorhamphidae. Gene Ontology annotation, biological process: cellular response to lipopolysaccharide; cell surface receptor signaling pathway; positive regulation of T cell proliferation. The record is from RefSeq and is a predicted model, not a curated record. The transcript is spliced from 5 exons. The coding region runs from base 827 to 1441 and encodes 204 amino acids. Gene Ontology annotation, cellular component: external side of plasma membrane.
CACACACACACACACCGCUCCACGAACACACUGUAAAUGAAUCGCGCGUGCCCACAGCCGCCGCUGACUGACCCCGCUCUGUAUUUACAGAGCAGAAGAAUAAAUAUUAAUGUAUCUUCAGUGUGACAUGAAAAGAAAUCCCUUAAUUUAACUCACUUUGUCACUCACCUCAUUCACCACAUAGCCUGUCACUCACCUCCUCCACAGUGUCUGCCUCUUUAUAAAAAGCUAAAUAUCUAUUGAACCAUUGAACAAUUUGUCUAUGAUAUGUUUAAAAAUAAAGAAAACUUAAGAAAAUGUAAAAAAAAAUAAUAAAUAAAACAAACAAACUAAAAAAAACAAAAACAAAACAUAGAAUAACAGUUCCGGCUGCUCUUUUAAUAACAUUUAAGAACAUGGCAAAAAAACUAAUUUAUGUAAUUCACGUAAAAAUAAAGUUAAUGUAAAAAAAGUGACAUCCUAUUUAAAAAACAACAGAAGUUGUUCCUUUAUAACAUUUCUAACACAUUUAUGGUGUUUUUACUCACUUUUUUCUCUCCCACAACACUAAUCCUUUACAGCUUCAAAAACAUGUAUUAUGCAAAUUAGGCGAUGACGUCAUUUAGCGACUUCUAGCGACUUUUAGGACAGCCAAUAGCUACUUUCCUUACUGAGGAGUUGGCAACACUGAAAAUCAGUCUUCCUUGGAUCACAACAAUAAGAACCAGGAGAACAUAAUUAUGGGAGAUUGGAUUGAGAAAUACCCAUGUGGUAAUGAAAACGAAAUGGCAAAAAGCCAAAAAGGGAGAGCAAGAGCAAUCACAAUGUAACCAGAAAUCACAAGGAUAUGAAAAAUAAUGUUAAAGAGGAGAGAAUAGAGUUCAGGAGGGGCAAGAACAGAAAUGAAUGCUGGAUCUUUGGUGUGCUCCUGCUGAUAAAAACAGUGUCUUUGCAGGAGAUUGAAGGUGUAACAGGAGAUUCUGUCAUACUUAAAUGUGCAAACAUCAACAAAUCACUGCAGGAUACAGUCCGUGUGUUCUGGAGAUACAGGGAUAGUAAAACUGUGUACAACAUAAUCAAUGGAACAGAGAAGUUGGGUGAACAGGAAGCAGCGUUCAGAGGCAGGGUCCAGGGUUUCCCAGAAGAGUGGAAAAAAGGCAAUUUCUCCAUCAGACUGAACAAUGUGAUGAUGUCUGAUUCAGGACCGUACAGCUGCUUCAUUCCUCAACUCAACCAUCAUACAAAACUACAGCUAAAUGUUAAAGAUUCUGUUCCAGAUUUAACACCGUCACUUAAGCUAAACCACAGAAACGUUCUAACACAUCUGAAGAGCAACAGUAUCUUAAACAGACCUGGAAAACACAUUAUUUUCACUGUGACUUUUUUGGGACUUACCGUGUUGCGAGACUGUGGUCAGGUGUUUUUUGUAUUGCUGAGACAGUUUUAUUUUGAUGGAAAAUAAAUACAAAUACAAAAUACAUGUCUGGCAAAUGUUAUUUUAGUAAUUAAUCCCAUAUUUAGUACCUUAAACAUUUUGUAGUGCAUGAUUUAUUACACAUGAAAGGGUCUAAUUUAUAUCAGAGUGUAUAUAAAAAUAUAAUUGACCAAAUUGCACAAUAACUGCUGCAGCAUGAUUUAUUUAUUUAUUUUUUACUUUUUAUUCUACCUUCUAAAAUCAUAUAAAUAUCCUCGACAAGUAGUUUGGACACUAUUGUUUGUUUAGCUCCAUUCAUCCCCUUACAGUGAGGACUCAGUGAGGGUAAGCAUAAACCCACUCUGAAAACACAUAAACUGUACUUCCUCUCAUUGGUCACUUUAUUAGAAACAUCUACAAUUUGGUUUCACUCAGUGGCCACUUUAUUAGAAACACCUACAUUCCACUUUCAUGGAAACACUUAAAUUGUGCUUUCACUCACUGACCACUUUAUUAGAAACACCUACGUUUACGGCAUCUAAAUACUAAAUAUACUAAAUAUAAAAACUAAAAUAUUCUGUUUUUAAAUCAAACUUAAGACCAGUGUUUGUGUUUUUCCCCUUUUCACAGUGGCCAUAAAAUGCAAUUUUCGAUUUUGAGGGUCCCUCUGUUCAGUUUAGGAUAUUUCUUUUUAAACACACUGUACCCUGGUGAUUAAUGGCUUUUCAAAAAUUGACCUAUCGGUUUUCAGUCUUUGGUAAAUCAAAUAACCUCUUAUUGAUUAUAUAUUUUGA